CCCACAUCUACCCUCGUCCGUCAGUCCAUGGCCUGCGCCGUGUCCCGAUGGCGUUGACAUCAUGGAAAGCAUUUAACUUCUUCGACGUCUCCUCCGUGAAGCUCUCGGAGGAGAGCUCAUCCGUCUUCAAUUCUGAUAUCCUGUCCCUUUGCACCGGCUCUGCAAAUGUCUUCCUCGGUUCCAACGAUGGCUUUGUCCAUAUCAUCUCCUCUAAUUUCAAGCUCGUCCGAUCGUUCAAGGCGUCCGACACCGGCUCCAUCGCACAUAUCAAGCACAUAGAGGGGACGUCCCUACUGGUCACUAUAGCGGAGGAACUUCCGAAUGAGGCGAUAUUGAAAGUCUGGGCGCUUGAUAAGGCCGAAAAGAAGACUGGUGCCCCCCAGUGUUUGUCGACCACAUCGGUUCAGAAUGCGAGGCGCAUAUUUCCCGUAUCCGCAUUCGCGGUUCUUGAUGACGUGUCGCAAGUGGCUGUCGGGUUUGCGAACGGGUCCGUCUCGAUCAUUCGCGGUGACUUGAUCCAUGACCGUGGCGCGCGGCAGCGGAUUGUGUUUGAGUCUGAGGAGCCGAUAACCGGGCUUGAAGUACAGAGUGGAGCCGUUUCGACUUUGUAUAUCUCUACCACGAGUCGCAUCCUGGCCUUGAUCAUCUCCGGUAGGGGACAGGGCCAGCCGGCCCGUGUGCUCGAUGACACGGGCUGUGCUGUCGGUUGCAUGAGCCUGGAUAAGGAUACGGGCGAUGUUCUUGUCGCCAGGGAGGAUGCGAUAUAUACGUACGGACCCCAUGGGCGUGGCCCCAGUUAUGCUUUCGAGAGCCGCAAGGACUCGAUCAAUAUAUUCAAGGACUAUGUGACGCUGGUCUGUCCGCCCAGAGACACCAGCUCAAAGCCAGACACUUUGCGGAGCAUUGCUACGGAUGAAUUCAGGACGACUACGUUCACCCUCCUCGAUACUGAUCUCAAAUUCAUCGCACACUCCGAGUCCCUUGUGUCUGCCGUGAAAAACAUAUUCAUUGAGUGGGGGGAUCUAUUCCUCCUUACUACGGACGGAAAGCUCUACCGAUAUCGCGAAAAAAGCCUGCAGCAAAAGCUCGAGAUCCUUUACCAGCGCAAUCUCUACAUUCUGGCGAUCAACCUAGCACAGAAGACAGGUGUCGACACUUUUCAACAGAAUGCUAUCUAUCGGAAAUAUGGCGACUUUCUGUAUCAAAGGGGAGACUAUGAUACGGCCAUGCAGCAAUAUCUCCGGGCGAUUGAUAACACGGAACCGUCGCAGGUUAUUCGCAAGUACCUCGAUACGCAACGGAUACAUAACCUCAUCGAGUAUCUUGAAGAGCUUCACGACCAUGACCGGGCUACAGUUGACCAUACCACAUUGCUUCUGAACUGCUACGCAAAGCUUAAGGACACAGGCAAACUAGAUGCGUUUAUCAAAGCUCCUGGCGAGCUCAAGUUUGAUCUGGAGACUGCUAUCGCCAUGUGCAGGCAAGGUGGCUACUACGAGCAAGCCGCCUACCUGGCUACCAAAUAUGGCGAGAAUGACAUGGUGGUUGAUAUCUUGAUUGAAGACUCCAAGAAGUAUGCAGAAGCCGUGGAAUAUAUCUGGAGAUUGGAUCCAGAGCUGGCCUACCAUAACCUGACGAAGUACGCCCGAGUCUUGCUCUCGAAUUGCCCUGAGAAAACAACCGAACUGUUCGUCAAGUACUACAAGGGACAGUAUAAGCCAAGAACCGAAGUCGACCUGCCUCCGGUGGAACCACAAGCGCAACCGAGCAGCACUCUGCAGAGCUUAGCCGCUUUUCUCCCUCUGCCUUUGAUGAACGCUGGCUCGGGUACCAAGCCAGAGGAGGCUGAAGUAUUGCCGCCAGCAGAGGAUGAGGUUCCCGAGCCGUAUAUAGUCUAUCAAAUCCCGAAACCCAGAACGGCGUUUUCGGUUUUUGUGGGCCACCCGGAUGAGUUUAUCUUAUUCCUGGAGGCACUUAUUGACCAAGACAACCUGAAAGAGGAUAAUAAGGUGGAUCUUUAUACAACGUUGUUCGAGAUGUAUUUGGACACCGCGAGUCGGAAGAGGGGCGUGACUGAAAAGGAAGAGUGGGAAACCAAAGCCAAGAAGCUCAUUGAGGGCAAGGAUAUUCCUAUCUCGACCUCAAGCGUUCUUUUGCUCUCAGAUCUGUCCGGAUUCCGCGAGGGAUCAACACUGGUACGGGAACAAGAAGGUCUGCGGUCAGAUAUCUUUAGGUCAUUUACUUCUGCCAAGGACACCCAGGGUGCCAUCAAGGCACUGAAAAGAUAUGGUCCGGAAGAGCCUCAAUUAUAUGUCGACGCUCUCACGUACUUUGCUUCAAGUCCUCGAAUUCUGGAAGAAGCUGGGGAGGAAUUGGAUGUCGUCCUCAAACAUAUCGAUGAGGGAGGUCUGAUGACGCCCCUUCAGGUCAUUCAGACACUGAGCAACAACGCCGUGGUGACGAUGGGUCGCGUCAAGAAGUACCUCAGCGAAAAUAUUGAGCGAGAACGCAAGGAGAUAUCCACUAACCGCCGCUUGAUUUCCAGCUACAGUACGGAAACCGAGACUAAGAGGAAGGAACUUGAGGAACUGGGUAGCAAACCGGUCGUUUUCCAGGCCCGUCGAUGCAUGUCCUGUGGCGGCACCCUGGACCUUCCUACGGUCCACUUCCUCUGCAAACACUCCUUCCACCAGCGCUGUCUGAACAGAGUGGACGAGGAUGCGGAAUGCCCGGUCUGCGCCCCUCAGAACUCCACGAUCAAAGCUAUCCGGAAAAGACAAGUCGAGUCGGCAGACCAGCACGAGCUGUUCAAGGGCGAGUUGCAGCGGUCGAAGGACCGAUUCGGGGUGGUCAGCGAGUUCUUCGGUCGGGGUGUGAUGCGGCCACAAAGCACGAUGGAGUGA
Messenger RNA from Aspergillus heteromorphus CBS 117.55, 2903 nucleotides. Its product is annotated as tethering complex subunit PEP5. The transcript has 9 exons. NCBI's taxonomy places the organism in Eukaryota, Fungi, Ascomycota, Eurotiomycetes, Eurotiales, Aspergillaceae. Gene Ontology annotation, molecular function: protein-macromolecule adaptor activity; protein binding. Gene Ontology annotation, biological process: organelle fusion; vacuole organization; endosome organization. Gene Ontology annotation, cellular component: endosome; HOPS complex. The coding region runs from base 48 to 2903 and encodes 951 amino acids. The record is from RefSeq and is a predicted model, not a curated record.